AUGAACACACCUCCCAGUGUGCCCCAUGCUCAUAAGGACGCUUCGGAAGUCCAGAAAAAUGAUCCGUCGCCGUCGACCUUCUUGCCUGGGCUUAAAUCGUUCAAUAUUGAACAGGCUAAGUACAAGCAUUAUGGCCAUCUGAUGACUGCGGAUCAAGUGGAGAAGAUCAUGGUGAAGAAUGAAGAACCGAAGGAUCUGCGGUCAAAUCUGGUACUGUCCAGCAAUCUGAACCCCGGAACAUCUCCAUUGGAUCCUCCAAAGAGGGAAAAUAGAAAAAGAGAGGCAGAAUCUGGGACGAAAAAGGAAGCGGAAACCGCUCCCGAACCCAGUCAGAAUUGCAACAAUUCAGAUACUCGUCUGGAUCAUCUGGAUCAUCUAGAACACGACUACCUGAUGGAGCCCAGACUGGAUGGUCGCAUGGAGAACCAAAGUAUUCUUGAUCACCUGCUUCAUGCUCUAGAUGUCUCUUUCGACAAGCCUUACAGUGAAGAAACCAUGCGAGAGAUGUUACGUCUUCGAGUGGAGCAGGAGCGCACCAAGCAAACACAUUACAAGCUCAAACUCAGCCAGGCUGUUCUUCAGCUUCUCAAGGAGGCUGAGAGCCAUGGUUUUGGUGGUGACUUGAUUCAAAAGCUCUUUUUGGACGACACCGCUGCCGAUUAUAGGAAUUACAUGCACUAUCUAGGAAGCAUUCCUAGCGAAGACCUCAGGAGAAAACUCGCUGGGGAGUCCAUCUAUGUGAGUCACAAUGUUCCAAUGGACCACCAUCAGGAACACCAUGUACCUCAUGGACACAGACCACAGCCUACGCAUACGCCCUCUCCCAAUAAGCUGCCUGUAGCAGACAACGUGAACAUGCAAAACUCUCACCACUUUGCAAGUGGAAGUCAUCUGGCUCUGGCUCGACACUCCGUAUCAGGAACACAGGCGAACUCUGCGCUGGAGUCCGCCUCGUCUAUUUCGGGACCAUCUCGCCUGCCUAAUUUGCCUGUCUAUCAGCUGCACGUAUACCCCAUCUAUUAUGCUCAAAUGCCUGAGCAAAUGCAGCAGCAAGUGAUGGUGCAGCAGGGCCAUGCACAGACUAAUGCACCUCAAGGCGCGCCUCAGACUGGCCAACCAGGUCAACCUGGCCAACCGGGACAGUCUCAGUCUGGACAGUCUGGACUGAACCAGCAAUACAAGGAAGAUGAGUCGUUGGGACUGCCUUACCAAAAAUACCCCGGAGUGGUGUAUCACUCGCUGCCUCCACAAUUCCGGAACUCUGGUCCUGGCCUGGUCAGUCAGCCUAUGACUCAGCCAAUGGGCCAGCAGCUGAUUCCUCAAGGUGGCAGACCGUAUUAUUACGUGAACUCGCUGCCUCCGGGAAUGAGGCCCGUGAUGACGUCUCAGUAUUUUGUUCCUCCACUGCUUCCAUCGGGAAUGGUGCCGUGGGGAACAUCGGCGCCAACGUCGGAUAAGAAGCCUGACGAAGAUCAUCACCACCACCACAAGAGGCAAAAGGGCAACAAGAACAGUAUCAACUUCAUGAUCACCACCCCAAAGAAUCCACCAGCGAAGAAAUACAACAAACUGUGA
This is a messenger RNA of Sungouiella intermedia, 1575 nucleotides long. The record is from the annotation of a GenBank genome assembly. NCBI's taxonomy places the organism in Eukaryota, Fungi, Ascomycota, Pichiomycetes, Serinales, Metschnikowiaceae.